GUCGUCUCGUUUGCCAAUUUCAAUGACGGCAGAAAUCUGUUCCACGGUUGAGUCUGUAAACCCUUUUACUCCUCCACCAGGAUUUGUACGAGUACCUCCAAAGGCUAGCAGCAGCCUGAUUACUCUCACUAAGAAGUAUGACAUCAUUCUCGGAAGCAGUUCGAAAUGGCGUCGGACGGUCCUGGAGGCCAGCGGUUGUCGGUGUGUGGACAUCAUAGCGCCAGAAGUCGAUGAGAAGAGCAUACGAGGCAGCUCUCCCUUGGAGACGACGUAUAAGAUCACCAAGGCGAAGGCGGAUGCCAUCAUGGAUGAGAUUGGAGACAGCGGAUGGACGGGGCUAUUAGUGUGCUCGGACCAAGUAUCGCUCUGUGAUGGUGAAUGUCGGGAAAAACCAGUGGAUGCUGCGGAAGCCCGGAGAUUCAUACGCUCCUAUACGGACGAUGGUCUGCCGGUCACAACGGUUUCCACGAUGGUUGUCGUUGAUAUCGAGACAGGCAAGCGAGCAUAUGGGAAUCACCAAGCUACUGUCAGAUUCGCGCCCAUUCCUCCUUCUGUGGUGGAUCGGCUUGUUGAGCCCGGACAUCCUAUCUAUACAUGCUCUGGUGGAUUCUCAAUCGACGACCCUAUCAUGGGACAGUACUGCAUAAGUGUCGAUGGAGGUGUGGACGCUGUUAUGGGCAUGCCGCUGGGCCUUCUAGAGAAGCUCAUAGUAGAAGUCACCUCGGAAACCAAUACUCAGUGAAUCUAUGCAAGGAAGUUUCGUG
Perkinsus marinus ATCC 50983 is the source of this 764-nucleotide messenger RNA. Its product is annotated as maf protein, putative. Lineage: Eukaryota; Perkinsozoa; Perkinsida; Perkinsidae. The transcript is spliced from 7 exons. Bases 23 to 742 code for a protein of 239 amino acids. The record is from RefSeq and is a predicted model, not a curated record. Gene Ontology annotation, molecular function: nucleoside triphosphate diphosphatase activity.